AUGACAGUACCGGCAUAUUUAUUUACAAUUCAUUAUGAUGGAACUAUUUCUAUACAUAUUAAAUUACCAGAUAACUUUUCUAUCAAUUUUUUUUUUUACACCCCGAUUAAUUUAUUGUCACGAUUAGCAGCUAGGCAUGGAAUAACUGUUGGUAAAGCUAUAAGCUUGAUAUUACAAAAAAGGGGUAUUCAACCGGAAUUAUGUACAGUAACAGUAGAUAAAAAUCCUCAAUCUGACCAGAUUGAUCUUAACCUUGAUAUAUUAGAAUUAGCUACUUUACUACCACGCAAAGAAUUAUGGGUACAUUCCGAUUUUAUUAACUUAUCAAUGACUAUUAGACAUAAUUUUGAAAGAAAAACGUUUUUUACUGUACCUUAUUGUGACCAUUGUCAUAAAUUAAUACUAUUAAAUGGAUUUCGUUGUACAUUAUGUAAUUUUCAAUUUCAUCAAAAAUGUUCAUACAAUGUACCUGAAUAUUGUGAUUUAAUUAAACAACUUAAAGAAAAUCCUCAAUGUUAUUCAGAGUUAAUGAAGGCAUGUGAAUCAUACGGUGAUGAUCCUACAGCAAAAUUAGCAUCUAAUAUAUUAGAAUCAUUACAUACGCCAUUACAAAGUAGUCCACCAAUUUCAUUAGAUGAAGUGACAUCGCAAUCAUUAAAAAGACAAUCAGCUCUAAGACAACAUCAAAUUAGAUCUAAUGGAAAUGUAAUUAAUGAAAAAUAUGCUAUACGAUCUCUCCAUAAUGCUCCAAAUACUAGGGAAAUUUCUUCUUCUACACCUAAUAUUAAUAUUAUAGAAGAUAAUUAUAAUAUAACUGAUACACUUCCACUUAAACAUUUAGAAGACUUACAAAUGCCAAAUUCAGCCUCAUACUCUAAUUUUGGCUUUCCUUAUUUAUCAUCUUCACGUGAUUCUAAUUCUCCAAAUUUAAAACGUAACAAUGCUUUAAUUAAAAAAAACCCCCAUAGGCCUUCUUCAAGGCAUCUUAACCCAAAUAUAAAUAACAAUUUUGAUCCAUCACUUGAUUUACCUCAUUCUGGUCCUAAUUGUGGAAGUUUACUUUCAAUGCCUACAUCUACUUGUUCAAGUCCAUGUCAAAAACAAGAUAUACCAAAACUCCUUCUUGGAAAUUUAUUAACAUAUGAACCAUUAUCAGCACCUCCAACAAAAGAUUCAGGUUCAUUUUUUUCUGACAAAUUUAUGCCUUUUGGUUUUGAUGUUGUCGGAAAUUCAAAAUUUUCUUUAACUGCAUCAACAACAAAUCAAAUAUUAGCAGGAAAUUAUGAUACAAGAAGAAUUACACCUAAAGAUUGUUGGGAAAUAUCACGUGAACGUGUUGAAUUUGGUGCUAAAAUAGGAUCAGGAUCAUUUGGUACUGUUUAUAGGGGUCAUUAUUGUGGUCCUGUUGCUAUUAAAAAAAUUAAUACAAGAGGUGAACCAUCAGAAGCUCAAUUAGUUGCUUUUAAAAAUGAAGUUGCUGUAUUAAAAUAUAUUAGACAUGGUAAUGUAUUACUUUUUAUGGGAUGGUGUAGAACACCAGAAUUAUGUAUUGUAACACAAUGGUGUGAAGGAUCUAGUUUAUAUAAACAUUUACAUGUAAAUGAACCAAAAUGGGAAUUAGAUAUUCCAAAAAUAAUAGAUAUAUCAAAACAAGUAUCAAAUGGUAUGGGUUAUUUACAUUCAAAAGGUAUCAUUCAUCGUGAUUUAAAAUCAAACAAUAUUUUUAUAACAUCUGAUGGCACUGUUAAAAUAGGUGAUUUUGGUUUAGCAACUGUCAAACAAACAUGGACAGAUGAUAAAUUAAAACAACGUCCAACAGGUUCAAUAUUAUGGAUGGCACCAGAAAUUAUACGUAUGAAGGUUGAAGAUCCAUAUACUAUAUAUUCAGAUGUUUAUGCUUUUGGUAUUGUUCUUUAUGAAUUAUUAAGUAAUAGUCUUCCUUAUGAAGGUAUUAAUAAUAGAGAUGCAAUUUUUUUUAUGGUUGGUAUGGGUAAAUUAAAACCUGAUUUAAAAAAAUUACGACGUGGGUGUCCUAAGUCGAUGAAAGUUUUGGUAAAAAAUUGUAUACAAUAUGAAAGAGGUGAAAGACCAAAUUUUCAAAUAAUACUUGGAACAUUACAAGAUAUUAAAAGAAAUCUUCCAAAAUUGCAAAAAUCAAUAAGUGCUCCUAAUUUAAAUAGAUUAGAAGAGUCUAAUAAAAUUGAUUUACUUACUGCAUCUAAAAAUCAACCACCAUCGACUCCAUUAUUUACGAAUGAUAAUACAGAUAAACUAGUUAAAUGUUGA
Molecule: messenger RNA, 2286 nt
Organism: Strongyloides ratti
Lineage: Eukaryota; Metazoa; Nematoda; Chromadorea; Rhabditida; Strongyloididae
Product: Raf homolog serine/threonine-protein kinase phl
Exons: 6
Coding region: 1-2286 (761 amino acids)
Biological process (GO): signal transduction; protein phosphorylation
Molecular function (GO): ATP binding; protein kinase activity
Source: RefSeq, a predicted model, not a curated record